AUGUCAAUCGAGGCAGUGUCAACGUUGUGGGAAGAAUCAUACCAUAGUAUGUCGAGUGGUAUUCGAAGCAUGUUUCAGAUGUGGGGACACUGGACAUUUUAUCUGGGAUUGUCCAUUGAUGACCAGAUAGCCUGUACAAACAGAGGAUCUGCUAUGGUACCUCAGAGAGGUAGGGGAAGAGGUCAAGGAAGAAACCAGUCUAAGUUGUCCACUCAAUAUGAAAUACGUUCAACAGCUCGAGUCUACAAUAUUAAGAAUAAUGAAGAUCGUAAUGAUCCGGAGAUCAUUGCAAAAUUUGCCUACAACAAUAGCUACCACUCGAGCAAUAAGAUGGCUCCCUAUGAAGCUUUAUACAGGAGAAAAUGUCGUACACCAUUGAAUUGGUACGAGCUUAAGGAUCGGAACGUUCUUGGUCCUGACUUGAUCAAGGAGAAAGUGUUACGUUUUGGCCGGAAAGGAAAACUUAGCACUAGAUUCAUUGGCCCAUACAAUAUUGUUAAGAGAGUGGGACUAGUAGCAUAUCAGUUAGCUUUGCCACCAGAAAUGGAGAACAUUCAUAAUGCUUUUCAUGUUUCCAUGCUUAGAAGAUAUCAUUCUGAUGCUUCUCAUAUCAUUACGCCGGAAGAGAUUAACAUUCAACCAGAUUUAACUUAUAAAGAAGAACCGGUGAAAAUUUUAGGUCAUGGAGUUAAGGAACUUAGGAACAAGAAGAUUUCGUUAGUGAAAGUUUUGUGGAGGAAUCACAAAGUAAAGGAAGAAACAUGGGAACUUGAGGAUUAUAUGCGUAGACAAUUUCCCCACCUCUUUGUGCUGUGA
This is a messenger RNA of Hibiscus syriacus, 816 nucleotides long. RefSeq lists its product as uncharacterized. Bases 1 to 816 code for a protein of 271 amino acids. The transcript has 3 exons. Gene Ontology annotation, molecular function: nucleic acid binding. The record is from RefSeq and is a predicted model, not a curated record. NCBI's taxonomy places the organism in Eukaryota, Viridiplantae, Streptophyta, Magnoliopsida, Malvales, Malvaceae.